This is a messenger RNA of Coturnix japonica (Japanese quail), 1048 nucleotides long. Lineage: Eukaryota; Metazoa; Chordata; Aves; Galliformes; Phasianidae. The record is from RefSeq and is a predicted model, not a curated record.
AUGCUGAGCAAGCUCCCCUGCGCUCUAGAACUGGCCAUCACUGUUUCACAUCUCCUCACCUGCAGGGUGCAAUGUCAGCUAACUAAGGCAGCACAAGGGUCUUCACUGCGACAAAAAAGAAGCAGAAGGCAGAGUAAGAGCUUCCAAGAAAACGUGUCCAACUUCCACAAGAAGCAGCUUUACAAGGUUUUGAAGGAACAGCAAAGGGACUUCAGAAAGGAAAUCAAAGCCUUCUGCAAAGCAAAUAAGAAUUUCCAUGAGGUGAUAAGAGCCUUCCAGAAGGAGAGCAAAGCCUUAUGGAAGGAAAUCAACACCUUCCGGGAAAAUAACAAAGCUGUCAAAGAAGAGAUUAAGAAUGUUUUAGAACAGAGUGAGGAGUUCUCACAAAACAUCAGAGUCAUCCAGAUGAAUGAAAAUGUCUUCCAGAAACAAGCUAGUAACAUUCAGGAGAAGCUUGAAGAAUUCUGGAAUAAAAUGAAGGCUGCUGAGGAUUUGAUUGAGGUUCUUGGUGAAAGGAAUAAGGCUGGCCAGGAACUGGUCAAGGCUUUCCUAAAACAAAAUCAAGAUAUCCAAGAACAGAAUAAAGCCAUGUAUAAGAAGAACAAAGUCCUGCAGGGUAAGAAUAAAGCUCUGCAGAAAGAGAACAGGGCUUCCUGGAAGGACCAUAAAGUUCUCUGGAAGAAGGACAAGGUCUUCUGGGAUGAAGAGAUGGCCAUCUCAAGUAGCAAACUCAUUCUGUGGGAAGAGUCCAUAGCUUUCAAGGAGAAUGACUGGAAGAUUCAGAAAGAAAAAGAAGCUCUGGGGGAUGUGGUGGAAGCCCUGCAGGAAAAAAAGAAAAUUUUCCUUUUGAAAAAUGUUUAUAUUCUUCCAGGAGAGGAGAAACUGCCUGAAAGAGAAGAGAAAGAUCUUUAAGACAAUCACAGACCAGCUGUGGGCGCUGGAAGUGGAGCCUCAGAGCAAAUUGGGCAGAUCUGAAACACGACUUAUCUUUUGAACAGAAUGCAGAUGGGCUUCAAUUCUUUUACAGUAAAAUAUUGCUUUAGCUUUA